AUGGGGUGGCCACCGUGGCACGCGGGCGAAGGAGGAGCUCAAGGAGCACGUCCCAGAAGAGGGCGUCAGCGGUGGCACGCCAAUCGACUACACCGCAUCCUGGGCCUCGAGAUCUUCUCCGGCAAGACCAGGGGAGCUUCCAUGGCAAGAAACAUGGUCAAUGACUCCAGGUUAAUUUUCUCUCUUCUUUUAUCAGCUCCGCGGGGUCGCUCAGGCUCGGGUGACGUGGAGCUCCAGGCCAAGGUAACGAGCAAAUUCUUCUUCGAGGUUGAGAUCGGCGGGAAGCGCGUGGGCAAGGUGGUCAUCGGGCUCUUCGGCGAGGUCGUCCCAAAGAUGAUUGACAACUUCCGUGCCCUGUGCACUGGUAUAUCAGGCUAA
This is a messenger RNA of Lolium perenne, 378 nucleotides long. The record is from RefSeq and is a predicted model, not a curated record. Lineage: Eukaryota; Viridiplantae; Streptophyta; Magnoliopsida; Poales; Poaceae.